CCGCGGGCCGCCGCCUCCGUCCCGGCUGCGGCCCCUGCCGGUUACAUAACUCGUUUAGGGCUCCGCGCGGCCCCGCGUCUCGGCUGCCUGCCACCCCAGGAUGCGCUGAGCCCCACGACGGCGUCCGCUGCCGCCGGCUCCCGCCCGAGGUGUGAAUGACAGAGGUGGUGCCGUCCAGCGCCCUCAGUGAGGUCAGCCUGCGCCUCCUCUGCCACGAUGACAUAGACACCGUGAAGCAUCUGUGCGGCGACUGGUUCCCCAUCGAGUACCCAGACUCAUGGUAUCGUGAUAUCACCUCCAACAAGAAAUUCUUUUCCCUUGCCGCGACCUACAGGGGCGCCAUCGUGGGAAUGAUAGUAGCUGAAAUAAAAAGUAGGACCAAGAUACAUAAGGAAGACGGGGAUAUUCUAGCCUCCACCUUCUCUGUUGACACACAGGUUGCAUACAUUCUAAGUCUGGGAGUAGUGAAGGAGUUCAGGAAGCACGGCAUAGGUUCCCUUUUACUUGAGAGUUUAAAGGAUCACAUAUCAACCACCGCCCAGGACCACUGCAAAGCCAUCUACCUGCAUGUCCUCACCACCAACAACACAGCAAUAAACUUCUACGAAAACAGAGACUUUAAGCAACAUCACUAUCUCCCCUAUUACUACUCCAUCCGAGGGGUCCUCAAAGAUGGCUUCACCUAUGUCCUCUACAUCAACGGCGGCCACCCUCCCUGGACAAUCCUGGACUACAUUCAGCACCUGGGCUCCGCACUAGCAAACCUGAGCCCUUGCUCCAUCCCGCAUAGGAUCUACCGCCAGGCCCACAGCCUGCUCUGCAGCUUCCUGCCGUGGUCCAGCAUCUCCACCAAGGGUGGCAUCGAGUACAGCCGGACCAUGUGAUGCCCGCUGGGCAGCCUCCAUCAGGCCCCACCCUUCGGCACCCUGCAGAACCCACCUUCCUGGCCAUCUGGCUUCUGUCCUCUGCAAAGGAGCUGGUAGCCCCUUGCCGGGCCCAUCGGCCUGCCCCAGCUGCAGGCCCGGUGCUAGGCGGGCUCGGAGCAGAGCGUCGUGGGGCACACCUGGUAUCUGCCAGGCUCUUCCAGCCCUCCUUCCUUUACUGGUAACCUCGGGAAACCACCGCCUCUGCCUGCGCCCUGGUCCCGCCUCCACGAGCGUGCACCAGCCCCACUGGCCAGCUGGGGUGUGGCGGCCUUCACUGUGGUCUGUUUCCUCCUCCAUCCCCUUCCCCUCCACUGCCAUUCCUUCCAGCUCCUUCCUUCAAAGCCAGAGUGAACUUCUGCUGGAAGGAAGGAACCCAACUGUUAUGGACAGACCUGAGCCUAAAGACAGAGGAGCCUUGGAACAACGAGGGAGUGAAAUCAAGGGAAUGCCAGAUCUUUGUCCAAAACCAGCCCACAGAAGCCUCGGAUGUGGGGAACAGCCCCUGCCUCUCCAUGAGGGGCUGGCUCCUGGCGGGCAGAACCAGAAGGCUUUUCACCCAAGCACAGGGCUCUGGGGCUUAGACUCUGAUGCAGGAGGUCAGAUCAUGGAACAGUUCUCCACCCCGCGGUGGCCUCCUGCCCAGGGCUUCACAUGGUCCCGGCGAGCAUGGAACUGUCCAUCACAUGGUGGAUGUUGGCUUGGCUGGGCUGUCCCCGGGAGCUGGGCUGAGGAUAGGUGCCAGUGAGGUUCCCCCGGGGCCCCUCCCAACCCCCCCAAAUCCAUGAGCUGAAGCUCUAAGAUGCGGACAGGAGAAAGCUGAGAGUGGUGUCGAUAGUGGGGCCUGGCCUUCGGGGCUGGGGCUGUUACGUGCCUUGCGGCCCCUCAGUCCCUGGGGGCCGAGACAGAAGAGGCUGUCAGUGCCAGGAAGUGUGCGUGUGAACAUCACUUGCUUCUGGCAUCACCCUCACCUCCAUCCCCCAAAGCUGCUUGCUGCCCGCCCUGCCCUCCAGAGUAGAGGGGGUGGCAGAGUCACGCCCAGUGUUGCUGCAGUGUCCUGGAGCCAUGGCCACCAGGCGCCAGCCUGAGAGCAGGAGGAGAAGGGAGAGCAACAGGCAGGGGGCCUGGGUGACUGUCAUGCUCCCCUCCCUCAGAACUGCACAGCCUGGGGCCGCCUCCACCCUCAAAGUGGGAGAACAGUGUUCUCGAGAUGAGGACGAGGGCGAGCCCUGGUCAAGAGAAGCACUCUUCCUCCUUCGACCUCCUGACUGGCAGUGCCUCUUGGGGAGAGGUCCAUGUUGCGGUGACCUGUCCCCACCUCUGCACUGACCUUGGCUUCAUGCUGAGACUCAGCUUGGUGUUCUAAUCUGAAUCAGUGGUGAUUGUGUGAUUUUUAUUUCUGCCCCGAGGGGUAAGGAAGAGUCUUCUGGAAGGUUUUGCCUUGGACAUUAUUCAUAAUCAGAGGCCUCACCCUGCCCCUCCAUCCCUGCCCCCAAUCACUGCAGUGUCCAGCCCAUUGUUGAAUAGAUUGUAGUGUUUUGUCUCAUUACAAAUAAACAGCCUUUAAUUGGUCA
Nyctereutes procyonoides (raccoon dog) is the source of this 2497-nucleotide messenger RNA. RefSeq names its product N-alpha-acetyltransferase 60, NatF catalytic subunit (gene NAA60). Gene Ontology annotation, cellular component: Golgi membrane. Gene Ontology annotation, molecular function: histone acetyltransferase activity; protein-N-terminal amino-acid acetyltransferase activity. Lineage: Eukaryota; Metazoa; Chordata; Mammalia; Carnivora; Canidae. Gene Ontology annotation, biological process: N-terminal peptidyl-methionine acetylation. The record is from RefSeq and is a predicted model, not a curated record. The transcript is spliced from 7 exons. Bases 156 to 884 code for a protein of 242 amino acids.